This is a messenger RNA of Durusdinium trenchii, 1514 nucleotides long. The record is from the annotation of a GenBank genome assembly. NCBI's taxonomy places the organism in Eukaryota, Dinophyceae, Suessiales, Symbiodiniaceae.
AAGAGCUUACUUUGGGCCCGAGUGCUAAAACGCAGUGAAUGUCGAAGCAAUGGGCAUGUGGUCUUCGCGCGAAGACCUCAAUGUUGCACAAUUGUUGGCCGUCCUGGUGACUUGCGCGAUAUUUUGUGCAAUUUGGAUAAUUCUGAAGCCCCGUGGCUUCGUUGUCCAACUUUGCACAUGCUGCUUUGUUUUGUCAUUGGUUUGUACACAGCUUCUCAUGAAAGAGCUCGCUUCCACUGUGAAAUUCAGAUAUCCAGCAAUUGUCACAAGUCUACAUUUUUUAUCCGUUUGGAUUGUUGCUUGGAUAUUUUGGGCUUUUCACGGUGAGUUGCUUGUUCGGUGCAACCCUGCAUCCUUGGGGUCAUCCCGCCGGUUUUUCACCUUUGUGCUGCCCAUCGCUGCCUCGCUGCCUUUGUCAAUUGUCUUCAACAACACUUCCUUGCUAUACAUGGGGGCUGGGCUUGCUGGUGUUGUUGGCACCAUGGCGCCCAUUGUUACAGCAAUUUUAACACAUUUUCUUGGACGGAGAAUAAGCAGACAUGGCUGGAUUGGAGUUCUUGUAGCAACAUGUGGAGCUUCGUUUAUUGCAUUUGGCGAAGCAGAUCCUGGCAAAGAAGAUGGCUUAGUGCUCCUGGGGCUUAUGUUUUGCACCAUGUCAGUCUUUCUGCGUGCUGUGAAGGCAGUUUUGCAAGAUCAGCUUCUUCAGCCUGCAGCUUAUUCAAGCCGGUCUGAUUUAGAGAAAGGCAUCCAGCCUUUGGGAUCACAAGAAGCGCUUACACCAAUGCAUGUGUGGGCUUUGACUGCUCCACCGUGUACACUAUUGGCCUUGGCAUACGCUUUCACUACAGAGAGCUUUGAAUCUGCCUUGCAAGAAGUUACUCCAACUUCUGGUGCUUUUGUGCUGACCAGUUGUUUUAGUGCAACAGUUCUCAACAUCCUUGGCUUGAUGAGUGUCAAGCAACUGGGAGCAAGUUCCAUGCAAAUAGUUGGAAAACUCAAUACAAUAGUUCUCCUCGCCCUCUCAAUGGGGUUCUGGGGCGAAAGCAUGCCGAAGGAGGUCUUGGUGGGCACGUGCUUCGCCCUUAUGGGUGUUGCAAUAUUUGAGCGAGGAGGUUCCAUGAGGCCAGCAAAACUGUCACAGCCCUCGUGAGACUCGUGAGCCCAAAGAUGGGCCAGUCCUAAAAGCGAUUUGGACAGCAAGUAGCGUCCUUGCUCCUAGUAGUACGGCCAGGAGCCCCUAGGAUAGAUAGAGCGAACAAGCGGCUAAAGAACGCUGCGCUUUACACUUGUACGACCUGCCAAAGGGAGCAGCGUUUUGAUUCGGGUUGGCUUCCAAAACAUGGAGAUCACAACUCAUAGUUUCGCGGUGUUUUGCCGCACCGAACCAGUGAUUCGCACCAAAAGCAUUGCUUGCGACAUUGUGUAGCAAGCACAGUUGAGACACAUGAAUGAAGUGGAUCUGGAACCCCAAAAUGGUCAUGUUUCCUGAGGCAGCAGCCAUUCGCAGGCAGCAG